AUGGAAACUACAACUUUUAAAAUAAUUGAUUCAUAUGCUGAGGGAUCUUAUAGCAUCGUUUACAGAGCAAAACAAAUUCCAGCUGGCAAUUUAGUUGCAGUAAAAAGAUGUAGAGAGAUUAAUAAGCGUGAAAAACCUAUAAAAGAAAGAGUAGAAAGGGAACUUAAAAUUCUUUGUAUAUUAGAGCAUGAAAAUGUUAUUUCAGUUAUUCCGAAUAAAGAACCAAUAAUAAUACUAGAUGCACCUAGUAAUAUUGAAAUUAAUGUUAAUUCAUUGGUUUUUCCAUUCUGUCCAUAUACAUUAGGUUAUUUGUUAAAAAAUUACAAAUUAAAUUCAUUGCAACAAAAAUCUUGUAUUUGGAUGAUACUUUCUGGAAUCGCUUAUAUACAUGAACAUGGAAUAAUCCAUAGAGAUUUGUCAUCAAAAAAUGUUUUAAUUACAAAAGAUGGUAUAAUAAAGAUAUCUGAUCUGGGUAAUGCGUGGGUCGAAUCAAUUUGUGACGAUGAAGUCGUUGGAGAAAUGAAACAUGAUAUUGGAACAAGAUGUUAUCGUGCACCAGAGCUUUUGCUUUCAUGUCAUAAUUAUGAUUAUUCGGUUGAUUUAUGGUCAACUGGUUGUAUAAUUGCAGAAUUUUUUACUAAACCUAUUGGAUCAAUAUUAUUUAAUGGAGAAUCAGAUAUAGAGCAAUUGAUUAAAAUAUUUCGUGUAUUUGGGGUGCCUACUUUAAAAAACUGGCCAGAAAUGAAAGAUUUUCAUGAUUAUGGCAAAGUUAACUUUAUUCAUCAAUCAGUUGAAGGAUUGACAAAUAAACAAUUACCAAAUGCAAAUUCAAAAGAAACGAUCGAAUUCAUCAAAAAAUAUCUAAAAUAUCCAAAAAAAGAAAGAUUGACUGCAAAUAAAGUAAGAUAA
Entrophospora candida is the source of this 909-nucleotide messenger RNA. The record is from the annotation of a GenBank genome assembly. NCBI's taxonomy places the organism in Eukaryota, Fungi, Glomeromycota, Glomeromycetes, Entrophosporales, Entrophosporaceae.